CUUCACAAAAGUGGAAUAGGAUAAUUUCUUUUUGAUAUCUUGAUGAAACGAUAUAUUUUGCAAAAAUCGCCGGCCCCUCCAGCCAGACAGUAUGGGAAGCCUAGCAUGACCGGUUUCGAAAAUCCCUAUGAGCUCCGAAUGGUGGAACGACCGUCGCCGUGUGGUGAAAACGAGAUAUACGACAACUGUCCACCAAUAUAUCCUCCACUUAGGUGUAAUGUACAGGAAAUGCUAACAGUUUGUGGAAUGAAUCCUGAGCCAGGUAAUCCUGAAUGCGAACCUGGAUGCAGAUGCGCUGAUAACUAUUAUUUGAACGCCUCUGGUGACUGCAUUACAAGAGAAGAAUGCCUUUUAGGUGUAAGUCCUACUACGUGCAAUUCGAAGUCGCCAGGAUAUUCAGAAUGUAUAAACGGCGGUUGCACAAAGUGGAGAUGCACAGACUAUGGAUAUGUUUGUUUGGUAAAAGGACCGUGUGAAGUGGGCUGCGGUUGUCAGGACUCAUACAAACGCUCGUCUACUGGUACUUGCAUGCCAGCUGAUCCUUGCCCUCCUUCACAAGACAUGUCUACUGAGGAGAUGAUGACACCACGGCAAAAGCCUAUUCGUAGGCCAUACUCGCAAUAUUCCAAAAGCGACAUGGAAGGAACUCUAUUUUGAGAAUUACAUGUAAUCUAUAAAGACAA
Molecule: messenger RNA, 683 nt
Organism: Maniola jurtina (meadow brown)
Lineage: Eukaryota; Metazoa; Arthropoda; Insecta; Lepidoptera; Nymphalidae
Product: mucin-6-like
Exons: 5
Coding region: 43-657 (204 amino acids)
Source: RefSeq, a predicted model, not a curated record